This is a messenger RNA of Saccostrea echinata, 1351 nucleotides long. RefSeq lists its product as uncharacterized. NCBI's taxonomy places the organism in Eukaryota, Metazoa, Mollusca, Bivalvia, Ostreida, Ostreidae. The transcript has a single exon. The coding region runs from base 68 to 1351 and encodes 427 amino acids. The record is from RefSeq and is a predicted model, not a curated record.
UCACACUGUCAUGGAUACUCCUGGAUUUUGAUUCCACGCAUACUUCAGAAAACAUGCUGGCUCUAACAUGUAUUCAAAACCGGGAGAAAAUGUGACCACUACUCCAUUCUAUCCACAGCCGGACAAUUCACUCCCGAUCCACACCCGAGACACCUAUCUACUGAUUGCGACAUUCGUUUCUGUCCUCAUCAUCAUGGGAAUCGUAAUUGCGUUUAUUAACCGGAAGUGUCGUGAUUCCUUGUCCAAGGCGAGAUUUCGUCUGCUCCAUCUUCGACACCACGAUGUCUUGACGACAGGUCACAGGAGGAGGCAUCGGAGAACUAGUACAAAAUCCAUGACGCACCAUAUUCACAGUUUACAUGACCCAUACAGUCCUGUGUACAGCAAAGAGGUAAACGCCCCUGUGUCUUUUUUCACUGAGAAUAGAACAGUUCCAAAACAACUUAAAAGAAAAAUGGGUUCCUCUGACUCCAUGUACGAGUCUGGAAGUUGCAGUAGCGGCGCAGAGCUGGAUUCUGGUAUAUCUGUGAUUUCCAGUAAAACGGAGAUCCCAACAUGUUCAAUGCCGGAAUGUCGCUCAUUAUAUGACAAAGCAAGAAAGAAAAGAAGCAAGCCAGAACUAUGUCUAGCGCCAGAUGUUAAGUUGGUAAGGGUACUUAUGCCGGAGACAUUGGAACAAGGAGACAACGAAGUUCCUAGUGCCAAGGAUAAUGGUUUCAUUUAUCAUCAGCAUGGGAAAAUGUCAAAGAAGGGAACAAUUGGUAACCCUAAACGUUAUUCUGUGCACCUGGAUGUAUCGGACAAUAACAGGACAUUGCGUUCUAGGUUAUCUAAAUGUGGACUCGGUGAAAUCACAGUUCACAGUACAGGAAGUCCUGGAAGGAAACAUUUAGAUGAAUUUGAUCAUCAGUCUUCAUUUGAUGUGAUUUCGAUGAGCAGCAUCGAAGAACCUGUGGAUGAAAAUUUUAAUAGCGCCCAGAUCAAAGGUAUUCACGAACUAUUCCACAGCAAUACAUUAACGUCUUGCAGGAACUCAAAAUGUGACAAGGAAACAAAAAUAAUCGCAAGUCUCAAAAGUGAAAAUGGCUUUUCUGACGGAAAACAAACCCUUCGUAAGCCCGGUACUUGGACAUCUAAAAGUAGUUCCAUUUAUAAACCGUCUUUCAUAUCAUCAUCUGGUUCAUUUUCUUCGAAUCAUGACCACAAUUCAGACCAAAGUGUGUUCAAAUUCAAAAAUGACACGACGUCACAUAAUUGCAUGGAAAACCAGACAGGUUUGAAUAGUCUUCUACCGUCUUUUCAGGAAUUCGGAGAAUUUCUAGAAGAAAGGAGACGGAAGCUCUCCAAUUAA